CCCGCUACUUUUUGACAUCUAACCUGAAUCCAGAAUCAGUGUCGAAGCACGUUUUCUUGCAUUUUCACUUCGAUUUCCCAACCUUGUGUCAUCCAGUUCAGUAUUUAAACAGUAAGAAUCUCAGUAAAGUUAUUAUAAUGCCUUCCGAAGCUGCUUGUAUCUUGCGUUUCGCAAAAUUGACCGAAAACGCCUUUGCUCCAAUGAAAGGCUCCGCCAAGGCUGCCGGAUUUGACCUCAAGAGUGCUUAUGAUUGCGUUGUCCCUGCGCGUGGAAAGCAGCUUGUGAAGACGGACAUCCAGAUUCAGGUUCCGGAAGGUUGCUACGGUCGUGUAGCUCCUCGCUCUGGCUUGGCCCAUAAGAACUUCAUCGAUGUUGGAGCUGGUGUCAUCGAUGAAGACUACAGAGGAAACGUCGGUGUGAUUCUCUUCAAUCAUUCCGAUAUAGAUUUCAAAGUCACCAAGGGAGACAGGAUCGCCCAGUUGAUCUGCGAGAAGAUCUUCUACCCAGAAGUCGAAGAAGUUCAGUCUCUGUCCGAGACUGAACGCGGAAGCGGAGGAUUCGGCUCCACCGGCACCAAGUAGUCCUUUCCAUAUGAUUUGCCUACAUUUUGGCGUCAAUUCUCUUUCACUCACACUCCCGCCAAAUAUUAUCUUGAACAAGUUCCAAAUGAAUAAAUGUGUUGGAUUUUUCUAAA
Messenger RNA from Phlebotomus argentipes, 694 nucleotides. It is a transcript of the gene dUTPase, whose product is annotated as deoxyuridine 5'-triphosphate nucleotidohydrolase, mitochondrial. The record is from RefSeq and is a predicted model, not a curated record. Gene Ontology annotation, molecular function: dUTP diphosphatase activity; magnesium ion binding. Gene Ontology annotation, biological process: dUMP biosynthetic process; dUTP catabolic process. NCBI's taxonomy places the organism in Eukaryota, Metazoa, Arthropoda, Insecta, Diptera, Psychodidae. Bases 138 to 581 code for a protein of 147 amino acids. The transcript is spliced from 3 exons.